AUGGCGGGCGUAAUGGACGUUGACCGCAGCCGGACGCGGAGAGAUAGGACCUUCGUUGGUACUGAUUGCUCCAUCUGUGACGAGCCGUUGGAACACACCUUGCGUGGAGAGCGUGUCCUCCAAUUUUCCUGCACUCAUGUCUCGCACGAGGCUUGUUUCUAUGAAUAUAUUCGCGAAUAUGAAGGCCAGUACUGCCCAACAUGCGAUGCGCCGUUAGGGCUCGAUACCAGUCGUGGCGGAAACAUGAUGGACCUCGAGAAACUCAGCAACAUUGUCCGCUCCGUGACUAGCGAUGCUGCGACGCAUCGAAGUGGCAUAUCCAACCUUCCUCCAUGGGAAGCCGUCCCAGUCCAGGCACGACGGCCCAGUGAUACAACAAGCCAUGCAGGAAGCAGGCCACCCAACCGUGAGAGCCGGGAUGCCUAUAGCCGACGUGACAGCCGGGACACUAGCAGUCACCGCGAACAAGAACGUGAACGCGAACGCGAACGUGAGCGUCUUGAGCGCCUGACUAUGGGUUCCCGCCAACAACACUCGCGGAAUGGAAGCGUCGCCGGGUCAUCCGAUUACAACGAUUCCCAUCAGCAUGUAGCCAACGGGAGACGGCAUGACUACGACGUGCAAGCCAUGGAAUCCGACAUCAGCUCGCGUCCCACCGUUGCCAGGAACCCAAUUCCCGCGCCGACUGUUACGAUCCGUAGCGAAUUCCCAACACUUAACAGGUCUCGCCAGCAGCAGUCUCUAACCUGCCUGAUCACGGUAGAAGUACCCGAGGGCAGUUGGCAACCGGAUGCAAAUGAUCUGCAAAGCACCGAGCAGCCCCAGGACGAACCUUACGGUGCAAUGCAAGUUUCCACCGGCCAAGAGCCCAAACAAGCGCCGUAUGAAAGCCAAGAGAACCUGGAUGAACUUGCCGAGGAGUUGCGGAACAAGGUAGACAACUGGCACGGACUUGAAUUCAACCGGUUUGGAAAGCUCCGCUUGCACGGCCAGAUGAGCGUGGGAAAGGAUCGUGCAUCCUGGCAGGAGCUGGAAUGCUACCUUUUUGGAGAGAUGCUCAUCUGUGUCAAGGAGAAGAAGACCCCUUCGCGCCGUCAGUAUGAGGAUGAUCAGUCCAAGCCUAAGGCGUCCCGCUGUACACUGAAAGGCUCGAUCCUGAUCAAGAAGCACCUGAACAGCAUGGAAGCCGCUUCAGACGAGCCCAUCCUGGCGCUGAAUUUGUCCGUCGCCGAGCUUCCCUGCUUCUACCUUCGUUUCCCGAACCGUAGUCAGUUGGAGCUCUGGCGUCGUUCCCUCCUUGAUCUUCAUCCAAUGGAUGGCGUGUCCCGGAAUGCUGAUUAUGAGCUCGAUGCUUCGGGCGCAGAGGAGGAUGAUUACCGAAACAAUCCGAUCAAACGCCAGGCCUCUAUCAACUCAUCCUACGGAGCAGCCCGGUCAAUCAACACGGCUAUCACUGAAUAUACGAACACUCAACCGGAGAGCCCGGCGCAAUCCAUUCAUAUCCCGCUCGACCUUGUGGUUGUUAUUCCCGUCACAUCUUCCAUGCAAGGUCUGAAGAUUACUCUUCUGCGUGAUGCGCUCAGGUUCCUCGUGCAGAAUCUUGGCCCUCGGGACCGUAUGGGCUUGGUGACAUUUGGCUCUAGCUGUGGAGGAUCCCCCAUUGUCGGAAUGACUACCAAAUCGUGGCCUGGAUGGCCCAAGGUCCUUGAGAAUAUCCGUCCCGUCGGACAGAAAAGUCUUCGCGCAGAUGUGGUCGAAGGUGCUAACGUGGCCAUGGACUUGCUGAUGCAACGGAAGGCAUCGAACCCUAUUUCUACUAUCCUCUUGAUCAGCGACACUUCCACAUCCGAUCCCGACAGCGUGGAUUUUGUUGUGUCCAGGGCUGAAGCUGCCAAGGUUAACAUUCACUCCUUUGGCCUUGGACUGACCCACAAGCCGGACACUAUCAUUGAACUUUCGACCCGCACCAAAGGCUCAUACCUCUAUGUGAAGGACUGGAUGAUGCUUCGGGAGUGUGUCGCUGGGUGCUUGGGUGCGCUGCAGACCACCUCCCACCAGAACGUGAAGCUGAAGCUUCGUCUGCCCGAGGGCUCUCCCGCCAAGUUCGUGAAAAUCAGUGGAGCGCUACAUACAACUAAACGAGCUACUGGUCGUGAUGCAGAGGCUGCCCUCGGGGACCUGCGGUUCGGUGAUAAGCGUGACGUGCUCGUCCAACUUGUCAUCCCCCCUGACAACUCAACGCAAGACCUGACGCCCCAGGAUGCGUGGGAGAGUCUAGUCUCCGGGCUGGAGGCACUUGGGGGCAUGUCUGACGGCGACGACCAACGUGUGGCAAGCGUGGAGGAGGUCCCUCUGAUCCAAGCAGAUCUCACCUAUGGCGAUCUUCUGCGGGAGGGUCACCUCACCCAUCCGCCCCGACCGUCGCUUUUGGCGAUUACCAUGCUUCCACCAAACCCGAAAGCCAAGCCUGGUCGCCCAUCCACUCCGGCAAUCCCUCCUCAUCCGUCCAUUGUUCAGCGACGCAUGGAGCUUUUGACAUCUGACAUGCUGACAAGAGCAUUGACCUUGAUCUCUCGUGGGCAGCAUGACCGUGCGCAGCACCUGUUGACCGAGACCCGCAGUAUCCUGAAGGGCCUGGGCAAAGGUGGACUUCCUCCCCUCCCCGGCAUGAGGCCGGUGGGUACCAGUGACUCUGGCAGCAGAGCAGAUACUCCUACUUCGUCUUCUCCCAAGUCGUCUAUGUAUGACGGCCACUCCUCGGCGGCUUCUGAUACGGCGACCAUCACGUCUGUGUCUGCCGUCGAUGGACAGACGAUCACAGCGUUGGACGCCGACUUGCAGUCGGCGCUGGAAUGGAUCAAUCAUCCGGCAGUUUUCUCCCGAGACUCCCGCAAGGCUGUGCUGCAAGGGAUUGGGGUGAUCUCAUCGCAACGAGCAUACACUUUCCGGUCGCCUUCCGAGGCGCACUGGGCCCAGCGAGUCGAAGGAGUGCGACGACUGACGGAACGGUCCAAGGAGUGGCGUGAAACUGGCGAUGACGCGUUGACUGAAGAAUAA
Messenger RNA from Aspergillus ibericus CBS 121593, 3057 nucleotides. RefSeq names its product vWFA and PH domain-containing RING finger protein. The record is from RefSeq and is a predicted model, not a curated record. The transcript has 5 exons. Lineage: Eukaryota; Fungi; Ascomycota; Eurotiomycetes; Eurotiales; Aspergillaceae. Bases 1 to 3057 code for a protein of 1018 amino acids.